AUGAUUGUCAAACAAAGUUUGCAAGCAGAAAAUGAACAAGAGCAGCCACACCUCCUCACCUCAAUCAAGCUAAACAAAGAUUUGUUGAAGAGUGAACCCCCCAUUGAUCAUGAUCACAGUGAAGCAAAGAAGAGUGAUCAACCCUCGCAAUUCCUUUGUGGUAUAUGUUUUGAUGACAAACCACUGUCUGAUAUGUUCAAAGAUGGCAAGUGUAACCACCCCUUUUGCACUCACUGCAUAUCAAAACACGUGGUGACUCAAAUACAUCAAAGUAUUCUCAAGGUCAUUUGUCCAGACCCCAACUGUUAUGUGGAAUUUAAGCCUGAAUAUUUGCGUACCAUCUUGCCUUGUGAUGUCAUUGAUAGAUGGGAAUGUCUGAGACGUGAGUCUUUGAUUCUUGGGUCGGAGAAGACUUACUGCCCUUUUAAGGAUUGUUCGGUUUUGUUGGUGAAUCAGGGAGGAGAAGUUGCCACCAGUGCUGAGUGUCCCUCUUGUCAUAGGCGAUUUUGUGCACAUUGUAAGGCUCCUUGGCAUGGAAGGAAGAAAUGUGUGGAUGCAACUUCUGCUACAUUUGUGGGAAGAAUUGGAACCCUGAACAUCGAUGCAUGA
Glycine soja is the source of this 609-nucleotide messenger RNA. RefSeq names its product E3 ubiquitin-protein ligase RNF14-like. Gene Ontology annotation, molecular function: ubiquitin conjugating enzyme binding; ubiquitin protein ligase activity; zinc ion binding. The transcript is spliced from 2 exons. The coding region runs from base 1 to 609 and encodes 202 amino acids. Gene Ontology annotation, biological process: protein polyubiquitination; positive regulation of proteasomal ubiquitin-dependent protein catabolic process; ubiquitin-dependent protein catabolic process. The record is from RefSeq and is a predicted model, not a curated record. Lineage: Eukaryota; Viridiplantae; Streptophyta; Magnoliopsida; Fabales; Fabaceae. Gene Ontology annotation, cellular component: cytoplasm; ubiquitin ligase complex.